AUGCAAGACACCGAGGCUCAAUUUGAGUCACGAACAAUUCUGACUUGUGCCCUGGCACUCGUGCUCGUUAUAAGCGAUUCGGCGAGCGCCGUGUGCUACCUACAAGACAUUGAGGAUCCAACUGGGUCAACUUAUCGCAUGAUUCCGUCGUACAUGACCCUACGGCAAUUGGCGGAUGCUCAACCCCGUCCACAGACCGAGUCACCACCGAAGCCGACCGGUCCUAUACUGCGGCCCCUGCAAGUGUUACACAAGGAUGUGAUGAAAGAUACGGAGAGUAUACGAUACGUUUGCAGUCCACGAAAGAAAUAUGAUGUUAUGGAAGUAAUACGGUGCGAAGGACAUACUCACACCGAGUGCUUGUUCGAAGACUUUACUCCAGCGCCGGAUUGCGGCCGCGUAAUAACCAUUGGCCUGAACAGUACAGAAAAGAAAGGCAUCGUCGACUUGCACAACGAGUUGAGAAUGAAGGUGGCUCGUGGAGAGGAGCUCAGAGGUGCACCCGGACCACAGCCCGCCGCCAUCGAUAUGGAGAUAAUGGAGUGGGACGACGAGCUAGCUCAGACCGCCCAAAAGUGGGCCAGUCAGUGCCGAAUAGGAGUACACGACGAAUGCCGAUCAUUACCAAAGUUUGGUGAGUUCGCCGGCCAGAAUAUAGCUGGCCACCGAUGUAAGCUUGAAGAGCGCCCCGCGGAGGCAUACCCGGUAGAAUUGGCAAGAAUAUGGUACGAAGAAGUCAGAUAUUACAAUGGAAGCAACGUUCAUAGACACACGACAGACGUUAGUGAAGAUCAUAAGGCCAUCGGACAUUAUACACAGUUCGUCUGGGCACAGAGUAAUCGCAUCGGUUGCGGCUGGAUUUAUUAUUACCAAGAUGAUUUGUACCAAUCAAACCUGGUCUGUAACUACGGGCCAGGUGGUAAUAUUAUGGGUUACCCCGUAUACAAGACCGCGAGGCCCUGCCAGCCCGAUAAUGGCACUUAA
Molecule: messenger RNA, 984 nt
Organism: Trichogramma pretiosum
Lineage: Eukaryota; Metazoa; Arthropoda; Insecta; Hymenoptera; Trichogrammatidae
Product: venom allergen 5-like
Exons: 6
Coding region: 1-984 (327 amino acids)
Source: RefSeq, a predicted model, not a curated record